This is a messenger RNA of Trichoplax adhaerens, 819 nucleotides long. RefSeq lists its product as uncharacterized. The record is from RefSeq and is a predicted model, not a curated record. Lineage: Eukaryota; Metazoa; Placozoa; Uniplacotomia; Trichoplacea; Trichoplacidae. Bases 1 to 819 code for a protein of 272 amino acids. Gene Ontology annotation, molecular function: protein binding. The transcript is spliced from 10 exons.
AUGUCCCAUUCCGUAUACUAUGGUAGCCAAAUAACUAGGAGUCAAUUUGGUAGCAAUAAUCUCGCUAGGGCAGUCGGACGUUUGCCUGCUCUGAAAACAGUUACUUUGGACUAUAACACCAUUGGUAAUAACAACAUCGAUAUCAAGUUAUUAAUCAACAAAAAUAUUACAUCGUUGGUGACAAUGGACCUAUCCGGAAAUUCUUUAACUUCCUUAGGUCAAGGAACGUUUCAAAAUUAUCAAAUGUUGCAGACAUUAAUUUUAGACAAAAACAAGAUUCAGUACCUUUCUAAUGAAACAUUUAUUGGCUUAUCUAGGCUAAAGAAUUUAAAAAUAACUGGAAAUCAAAUUGAUGAAAUAGAGAAUGGGACUUUUAAACCGCUGAAACAGUUACAGUUGUUGAAAUUAUCCUAUAAUCAAUUUACUGGAGAUACUGAUGGUCUGAUAAAGAAUUUACGUUUCCUUUCUGAACUCUCACUAGCUAACAAUGCUAUCAAGAGCUUGGUGAAAUGUAGCUUUUGUCAUCUACCUAAUUUGACGGAGAUCUCACUACAAAAUAACAUAAUAUCCGACAUCGCUGAAGACGCCUUCUACAAUUUACCAAAUUUAUCCAAACUAAAGCUUAGUAAGAACAAUAUUGCUAUCAAAAAUCAACCAUUUGAGGCCUUACAAAGUCUGAAAGAACUAUACUUGGAUCUUAACUCCGUUGGUAAUUUUUCUAAUAAAGGUCUAUCACCGUUUCGUAAUCUAAAGAAACUGGAAGUUCUGUAUGUUAAUCAAACAUUGUUUACUAAUCAUUUCACGAAACAUACCAAUUAA